AUGAAGGUAGCCUACAACCCCGUGCUCGAGCAAGACCCGCAGAUCAUCGCUCAGGUGAAUCCGGACCUCAUACUCCACAUCGGUCUCGCAGCCGGGCGGAGUUACUUCACGCUCGAACGCGGCGCGCAUCGCGACGGAUACGACCAGAUUGCCGACGUCGAGGGACACAAGUUCUCCGCCGAGCGAAGCAGCAAGGUGUUUGGGGACUGUCCGGCAGUGUUGCAGCCGACGUUCCGCGUCGAAGAUGUGUGGCGGCGAUGGAGAUCUGAGUUGGCGGAUCAGGGGAUCGAUGUCAGGCCGUCGGAAGACGCGGGAAAUUUCCUGUGCGGCUUCAUCUACUACACCAGCUUGGCGUACUUCUACAAGAAGGACGGGCGCGAGAGGCCGGUCAUGUUCUUGCAUGUUCCAGUGCUACCUAAGGAGGAAGAUGUUGCCAAGGGGAGGAAGGUUGCGGAAGCUCUGAUUAGAGCGCUCGUGGACAGUAGGCGGCAGCGAGGAGUUGAGGAUCUCGUUGCUGCGGCGGACAUGACCACGACGAGCACCGCGCCGAUGGAUGUCAACUUCAGGUGA
Coniosporium apollinis CBS 100218 is the source of this 570-nucleotide messenger RNA. RefSeq lists its product as uncharacterized. Gene Ontology annotation, molecular function: pyroglutamyl-peptidase activity. Gene Ontology annotation, cellular component: cytosol. The transcript has a single exon. NCBI's taxonomy places the organism in Eukaryota, Fungi, Ascomycota, Dothideomycetes. The record is from RefSeq and is a predicted model, not a curated record. Gene Ontology annotation, biological process: proteolysis. The coding region runs from base 1 to 570 and encodes 189 amino acids.